AACAAAAGUUAAACUAAUUUUUCAAAUCAUAUUUAAAUCAUAAAUUGUCUUCAAUUUGAUUGUGAAUUGAGUUUAAAGUGGUUUUCAGUAUAUUUACCACAAAUAUAGGCCACAAAUGGGUUACAAAGUGGGAGACGUUGUAAUGAAAUGCAAACCAUUUGUGCACUCAUUGAAUGCCUCCCAAAAGGCCCAGCGAUGCGACCAUUGCUUCAAAAUAAACGAUAACCUCCGGAAGUGCUCGAAGUGUAAGUCGAUGUACUAUUGCGAUCAGAAGUGCCAAAGAAGUGAUUGGAGUGAUGGUCAUCGACACGAAUGUCAUUUAUACGACACUUUCUAUGAUAACUGUUUGACCAGAGAUUGCGAUCGAUUCCUCUUAAGACUUCAUCUGAUGCUCGAAAACAAUGACCAAAAUCGGACACAAACUCAUGAGUUCAACGGCCAGAAGCGGUGUUUCGAU
Messenger RNA from Oppiella nova, 457 nucleotides. Lineage: Eukaryota; Metazoa; Arthropoda; Arachnida; Sarcoptiformes; Oppiidae. The record is from the annotation of a GenBank genome assembly.